AGUGUUUUCAUAUUGGUCAGACUGUCAUGCUGUAUCAUGAGCUUCAUGAACAUGCAUCUGUUUAGAAAACAAAUGUGAAUCUAGAAAUGUUAUAAAUCAGUUUCUUUAUACGCUAGAAACGAAUUAAGAAGAAGAACUGGAUUGUAGUUGAUCGUCAAUUGUUAUCUGUCUAGGUUUUAGGAAUGCCUGCUUUUCGCCAGGUUGGGGAGAAACAGCUCCCAAAUCCUAUUCUGUACAUGGCCUGGUCUCCGAAGAGAGAUCUGAUUGCCCUGGCUAACACUGCAGGAGAGCUUCUCCUGCAUCGCCUUGCAAACUUCCAGCGUGUCUGGAGUUUACCACCCAAUGAGAACACAGGAAAAGAGAUCACGUCACUGGCCUGGAGACCUGAUGGGAAAAUCCUUGCAUUCAGUGUGGGAGACACGAAACAGGUGGUGCUGUGUGAUGCAGAAAAGGCAGAGAUCCUCCACUUGUUCCCAGUGAAAUACCCUGUGUCCUGCAUGCACUGGAUGGAGGUGCAAGACGACAGUAGUACGUUGUCCUCAUUCAGCGAGUCAGAGGAUGAGUCUAGCCGUUUCCUUCCAAAGUUACCAACUCUUCCCAAAAACUACAGCACCACAUCAAAGAUAUUUAGUGAAGAGAAAUCAGAUGGAGUCACAAACCUUUUGGGGGAUGUGAGGCUCAAUAUUCUUGUGGUGGGUGGGCCCUCUGGGUUUGUAGAGCUGUAUGCGUAUGGCCUAUAUAAGAUUGCCACGCUGAGUGGGAUCUCAGGGACCUGCCGUAGUCUCGGACUUUCCAGUGACCUCAAGUCCCUCUCAGUUAUUACAGAGAUUAGAUCCACAGAAGACAAUCCUGAGAUUCAUUACAUACAGCUGGACACUGGGCUGCUUUCUUCAUGUUUGCCUGAGUUGACCAAGAUGGCACGCAAGUUUACACACAUUUCAACAUUGCUACAGUACCUGCGUCUCUCACUCACCUGUAUGUGUGAAGCAUGGGAGGAGAUUCUUAUGCAGAUGGACCUCCGCCUCACUAAGUUUGUCCAGGAGAAGAACACGAGCACUCAGGUUCAGGAUGAGUUUCUGGAGCUACUGCUGUGGGGUCAUGCAAGCCCUGAACUUCAGGCUCUUCUCAUGAAUCAACUCACAGUCAAGGGUUUGAAGAUGUUGGGCCAGUCCAUUGAUUCUUCGUACUCCAGUAUCCAGAAACUUGUUAUCAGUCACUUGCAGAGUGGCUCAGAGGCUCUGCUGUAUCAUCUGAGUGAGGUCAAAGGAAUGGCACUCUGGAAGCAGAAGUUUCAACCUCUCGGCCUGGAUCCUGCAGCCAUCGAGGAUGCUAUUGUAGCAGUGGGCUCUUUUACCCUGAAGGCCAGUGAACUUUUACAAGUCAUUGAUAAGAGUAUGAAGAACUUCAAAGCUUUUUUCCGUUGGCUGUAUGUUGCAAUGCUUCGAAUGUCUGAAGAUCAUGUUCCUCCUGAGCUUAACAAGAUGACUCAGAAGGAUCUGGCUUUUGUGGCUGACUUUCUGUCUGAGCAUUUCAGUGCUAACGAGGAGCUGUUUGAUCGGAAAGGGAAGUAUUUUAAUGUUGAGCGCGUUGGACAGUACUUGAAGGAUGAAGAUGAAGACUUGGUGUCUCCCCCCAACAUGGAGGGUAACCAAUGGGUGAUGUUUGUUAAGCAGAGCACUCACCUGAAAGACAGUCCACUGCUCUUCCCCACGUACCCACAGAAGUCUCUGCACUUUGUCAAGAGAAUGAUGGAAGGCUCCAUUGAUCUGUGCUUACAGAAACCAGCCGAGGUCAUUGGGCAUUCAGUAAAACAAGCUAUGUGUUUAAAAUUGUACACUGUGCCUGAGAGCUCUGAAAAUACACCAAGGCUGUUUGAGCUUCCAUCACUGUGGAAUGAUAAGAAGGCUGGUAUGCAUUAUGUAGUAUUCUGCAUGCCAGAAAUCUCUCCAUCUAAAAUGUAUAUACUAAGGAGAGCAACAGACCCCAACAGGUCUAUGCCUAAUGGUCUGGUGGCCCUUAACAUCAACACUCCUCUCAAUUCUAGUAUAUCUAGUAUAGAUGAUGAAGCACCAACAUCAAAUUCUAUUGACUCCAUGUACGGUUGCCUUGAUGCCCGUUUCUAUGAUGAUGAGACAUUGACCGUGAUAUUGCGAAGUCUGGAAGACGAUGAGAAUAAGAUGCGUGUCCUCGUUCAGCUUCCUCUAAACUCUGUUUUAAGCUGGGAGCAGGAGUUCAUCUGGGACCUUACGCUCAGGCUGGAGCAGCAGACAGAAGGGAUCCCUGUCCAGGGUCUGACCUGGGGAAACCAGAGCAGAGAGUUGGUGAACAUUAAAGCUCAGUUUGUGGCUGUUAAUGGGAUCCGCAAAGUGGCCUGUGUGCUGAGUGCCAAUCUGAGGCAUGUACGUGUGUUUGAAAUGGAUGCAGAGGAGGAAGAGGAGGAGGAAGAGCGUGCCGAUGAGUCACAGGAAAUGAGCUCAGACCAGGACAGACUUGAGGAUACAUUGAUCAAUCAGAGUGAUGUGGGAGGAGGAGGAGAUGGAGGGGGUGGGGCUGAGGAUGCUCAGGUGACAGGGCAAGGGUCAGGAAGCAUUCUGGACAACACUGCAGGGUCAGAUACACUUUGAACAUUCACCAUAUCUGGCACCUGAACUAUGGACUCUUCUACAAACUCAGAAUCACUCCAUGAUUACCAGUUUUUGUCAUGUACUUUAUGUACUAAAAAUAAAAAUAUUUUGUGAUAAAGAAACUGAACAUUUCACAUUCGCAUUUAUAAAUAAA
Messenger RNA from Myxocyprinus asiaticus (Chinese sucker), 2778 nucleotides. RefSeq names its product anaphase promoting complex subunit 4 (gene anapc4). The transcript has 29 exons. Gene Ontology annotation, molecular function: protein binding. The record is from RefSeq and is a predicted model, not a curated record. Gene Ontology annotation, biological process: protein K11-linked ubiquitination; anaphase-promoting complex-dependent catabolic process; positive regulation of mitotic metaphase/anaphase transition. Gene Ontology annotation, cellular component: anaphase-promoting complex; nuclear periphery. NCBI's taxonomy places the organism in Eukaryota, Metazoa, Chordata, Actinopteri, Cypriniformes, Catostomidae. The coding region runs from base 183 to 2624 and encodes 813 amino acids.